AGGACCAGCUUUUUGGCACUAAUAAUGUGUUUGGUGCCGAAGACAGUUGAUACCGACAACAGUGUUUAUCCCAGAAUAAGGCUCUCACACAAAGAACUCUGGCAAUUGAACAGAACCUGGGUUUUUCAAGUCAACGGCGUCCCUCUUCAGCCCCAGACCAUGCUGUUGGAUGAAGGCCACGAGAGGCUUUACGUCGGGGCCAAGAAUACCCUGUUCUCCCUCAGCCUGGACCAGGUCGACAUGCACCACAGCGAGAUCCAGUGGGCCAGCACCGAAACGCAAAUAGAGGAAUGCUUGAUGAAGGGGCGGGAAAAGAUGGAGUGCGCAAAUUACAUCAAGGUCUUGCAGCAGUACAACCAGACACAUCUUUUGGUCUGUGGGACCGCAUCGUUUAACCCCAUCUGCGCACUUGUUCAUGUGGGACACAGAGGAAGGGACAACCUAUUCAUUCUGCAAGAGGAAAGCAUUUCAAGUGGGAAAGGCCGGUGUCCGUUCAACCCCAACAGUCCAUGCACCUCUACACUCUCAGGUGGAGAGCUGUACAUUGGCCUUUACACGGACUACUGGGAGAAUGAUGCUGCUUUGUGUCGACUAAAUAACCGCACCUAUACGCGCACUGAGAGGGACGACAGGCAGCAACUAAAUGAGCCGAGAUUUGUCGGUUCAGCGCUUAUUCCCGACAACGACGACAAAGAUGAUGACAAAGUUUACUUCUUCUUCACCGAACGUGAGGUGGAUGCAGAAGGCGUCAACAAGGCCGUCUACACCCGCAUCGGACGAGUCUGUGCGAAUGAUCAAGGGGGGCAGCGGAUGCUGGUCAAUAGAUGGAGCUCCUUUCUGAAAACUAGACUAAUUUGCUCCGUGGCUGGACCCGAUGGCAUUGAUACUCACUUUGAUUUACUUGAGGACGUCUACGUGCUCAAGAACAAGGAUGGGAAAAACCCAGAAAUCUUUGGUCUCUUUAGCACAACAAGUGCUGUGUUUAAAGGCUAUGCAGUUUGUGUCUACCACAUGGACGACAUCAGAGCAGCAUUUAAUGGUCCGUUUGCCUUCCGGGAAAGACCUGAGCAUCAUUGGACUCCUUCUGAGGACAGAGUCCCUUACCCACGACCUGGAUCUUGUGCCAGCAAAGUCAACGGCGGAGGCUUCUCCAGCUCCAAGGAGUUUCCCGAUGAGGUUCUUCGCUUUGUGCGCUCUCACCCAGUCAUGUAUCGUCCAGUUCUUCCGCAACGUCAAAGGCCGGUCUUCCUGCAGACUGAGCCGAGCAGGAGAAGGUUGACUCAGAUUGCGGUGGACAGGGUCCAAGCCCAGGAUGGACCUUAUCAUGUUCUUUACAUUGGGACAGAUGACUCACUAGUUCUCAAAGUUAUCACAAUCUACAACAAAGACGCGGACACAAUAGAAGAAGUGCUGCUGGAGGAACUUCAAGUUUUUGAGUUUCCAACACCAAUAAAAGAGAUGAUUAUAUCACCUAAAAGGCAACAUUUGUACGUGGGCUCCGAAGCAGGCGUUGCUCAGGUCAAACUGCACCAGUGCGCCCUCUAUGGCUCUGAAUGCGCCGAUUGCUGCCUGGCUCGAGACCCUUACUGCGCUUGGGACGGUCUCACCUGCUCUAGCUACUACCCGGGUGGAGUGUACACCAAAAGACGAUUCAGGCGACAGGAUAUUCGUCAUGGCAACGCCGUCCAGCUGUGCAACGGCCUGCAAAUUGAUGAUGAACAAUGGCACAAAUCCGAGGAGAAGACUGUGUAUGGUGUCGAAGGCAACAGCACAUUGCUUAACUGUGUCCCUCGAUCUCUUCACGCCAAGGUGCUCUGGUUCAUACAAAAUGGGGACAACAAACAAGAGGUUCACGAAGACGAGCACGUGAUCUGGACUCCGCAAGGGCUUCUUCUUCUUAGCGUCCGUAGCUCUGACGCCGGCGUGUACGUCUGCCAGACAGUGGAACACGGCUACGUGCACACCCUAUUACGCGUCACCCUACACGUGCUCAGCGGGGACGCUUUGGACCACGCUAUCAAGCCUAACCAUGACAAAACCGGAGCCCCAUGUCAGUCCCAGGCCAACCCCUCCACACGCCCAAAUUUCAGCCCCAGAGCUGCUUUGCCCGGCCCCCAUUCCAGGCAGUGGUACAAGGAGUUCCUCCAACUGGUCGACUACAGGGACGCCCAAAGAGUGGAUGAAUACUGCGAGAGGGUGUGGUGCCCCGAUAAGAAACGUAAAAAGAGCAAAAAGAAAUUUGUCUCUUCCAGAGGUGAGAAGAAAGCUAAAAUCAGGGUGGCUGAAGGUAGCCAACGUGCUCCCAGACACACGUUAGACACCUGA
Messenger RNA from Nerophis lumbriciformis (worm pipefish), 2325 nucleotides. NCBI's taxonomy places the organism in Eukaryota, Metazoa, Chordata, Actinopteri, Syngnathiformes, Syngnathidae. The record is from RefSeq and is a predicted model, not a curated record.